GACACGCAUAACUGCAUAAAUUAAGAUGGCGACUUGCUGAACGAAAACCUGCCCUUGUGAGACUUUCUUCCAAAAUUUCGUCCAUAUGAAGAAGAGAAAUUGGCCUCUAAAACAACAUGUCGGAAAUAAAUACCAGUGACCUCACUCCUGAUGAACUUCGGAGGGAACUUGAACGUCUGCAGACCGAGUUACAAGAAACGACCCAGGAGAAGGUGCAGGCUGCAGAAUACGGUCUUGCCGUUCUAGAGGAGAAAGAACGCCUUCGACAGCAGAUAGAGGAGGUAGAGGCGCAGUAUGAAGCCGUAAAACACGAGCUCGAUUGUGCCAAAGAGGCCCUUAGCAAACACCAGGACACCUUUCGAAAGCAGCAGAAGUCGGGGAUCCACCAUGAAGACACCUUUCUACAGGAGGCUGCCUCUAGGGAAGAAAGCUACAAGUCCACCCUUAUUGAGUAUGAGACCGAACUCAAAACCUGCAAGCAGGCAAUCGAUCGCUUUUCUUCAGAGAAUGAGCGUUUGAAUGCGGCUCUGCUGGAGUGUCAACAGCACAAUGAUAGUCUGGAGGAGCAGCGCAGGCAGAUCAAGAACGAGAUCCGCGAGUACAAGAUUCGAGAGAAUCGCAACUUGGCGGACUAUGCCGAACUUGAAGAUGAAAACAUCAUGCUGCAGAAGCAGGUUUCUCAACUUAAACAGAGCCAAGUAGAGUUUGAGGGCAUGAAGCAUGAAGUGAAGCGACUCCAGGAAGAGGCUGAUGACCUAAAUGUGCAGUUGGAUGAUGCUGUAAAUCUGAAAAAGAUCGUGGAUAAAAAUUAUGAAGAAGCGAUAGCAGCACUUCAACAUGAAAGAGAGCAGAAACAUGCCCUUAAGAAGGAACUGGACACUAGACUGAACCAGGAGUCCAUGUUUAACCUGAGUAACUUGGCUCAGCUGGGAGGGCUGACUGACGGAUUACCACGCUCUGUGAACCACGACAACGGAGUGGCUCCUGACGAGGACGAUAGCGAGAAUCCGGCUCUGAGGCGGAUUGAAGCCGACUUCAAGAAGGAUGAUACCAAGUCACCUGUGAAACCGGGGCCAGGAAAGGUGAAUGAUAUACUGAGUGAGAUACAGGAGAACGAAGUGAAAAAACUCGAACAAUUACUAGAGCAGAGUGAAUCGGAAAAAUCAGAGCUUCAGAAUGCUUUAGAGGAGGCUCAGAAACUCAUUGAGGACACUCAGAAGGACCUCAUCGAGCAAAAGAGCAGAGCCGAUCAACUCAAAGCUCAGAUAUCCUCAGUAAUCAGCUCACCUGAGUCUCCGGGUGUGGACGACUCGCUUGAUGACCUUAUCGCCAAGGAGACUGAUCCAGAAAAGAAGGCUCUGCUGGAGAUGAAGAAAAAUUUAGUUUCCAAUGAGCAGAAAUACUCAACAGCUUUAUCUGAGAUUACUCACUUACAGAGCGAGAUCAGCAAGCUGCAGGAGAAAGGGCACAGUGGGUCUAUGCAGGGAAACAAGGAGUUUGACAGUGCAAUUGAUGACUUAAGAAGUAAGUGUAACCAUUAUGAGGAGCUGAUCAAGGAUUUGGAGAAGGAUCUGAAGACAAUGACACUAGCCGCUGGGGAAGCUCAGGGAAGUCUAAAUACCACACAGGACGAGUUAGUCAGGACCACUGAGGAGCUAGCCCAGCUUUAUCAUCUUGUGUGUGAGGUUACUGGAGAAACGCCUAGCAGGGUUAUGUUAGACCAUGCAAAGGCAUCCUCACAACUCUCACGACAGGAGAAUGGUGAAGAAAAAGAAAGUGAAAACCAAGAUGAAACCUCACCAAAGACCACUAAAAAAUCAAAAUCCAAAAAAGACAUUUCUGGUAGUGAGAUUAAGGGUGAUCCUAUCUCCUGUUAUAAACUUACUGAGACAAUCAUUGAUCAAGUCAAGUAUCUCAGGAGAGCUGUGGAACAUCUCAUGGAGGUAUCUAGACAACGUGGAGAUGACUCAGAAAGUUCUGAUGUUCUAGAAUUACAAGAACAGAUUGUGAAACUCAAAGCCAUGUUGUCCACAAAGAGAGAACAAAUAGCCACACUCAGAAGUGUUCUUAAGGCCAACAAAUCAACAGCUGAAAUUGCUCUAGCUAAUCUCAAACAGAAGUACGAGAAUGAGAAAGUGAUAGUGACAGAAACUAUGAUGAAACUAAGAAAUGAACUGAAGGCACUCAAGGAAGAUGCCGCAACAUUUGCCUCAUUAAGAGCCAUUUUUGCCCAAAGAUGUGACGAGUAUGUCACACAACUGGACGAGCAACAGCGCCAACUAAUCAGCGCAGAGGAGGAGAAGAAAACCCUGAACUCGCUCCUACGAAUGGCGAUCCAGCAGAAACUGACGCUGACCCAGAGGCUGGAGGAUCUAGAGUUUGAUCGGGAGAGACGAAGUCUUAGGCGGCAAGAUGGGGGUGGAAGAGGGCGGAGUAAGACGGCGUCCAAAGUAAGUCACUCCCACAACUCUUAUCCUGACGAGCGGCCCGGGGGCGUGAGGUCUUAUCACCAUAACUACAGGCGUGAUUAUUAGUCGCCUGUUUGCGUGCUAACUUGAAUCCUCAAGGAAAAGAAGUGAGAUUUCCUGAGAGACGCCAGUACCAGAACAGAUCAGCUGAUACCAGACGUAGGGGCAUGCUAAAUACCCCGAAAGCUUCAUAUCUACCCUGAAGGAAAUUCUCCCUAAACUGGUGCACAAAGAGGAGAUGAGGGAUGAAGCUUAAGGACUUAUUUCAAAGCUACAAAACGUUUCUGUGAUAUCUCGUCUGGUAGACAGCAUUGCUUAUACAUGUAAAUCAUCGUGUUUUUAAAAAGCUGCAUUUUUUACCAGUGUUAUUUUUUUUCAGCUUAUAUAUGAGCAUUGGUAUAUAUAUAACCUAUGUAUUGUGUCAAGUGAUUUGAUCUGUACAGAUAUUAAUUAAUAUGCUGCCAAAGCCUGGUCACAGAUUGUGGAAGUGGUAUAUGGUAAAGUGGUGGUGCCAUUUGGUGGUGCCUUUAAGGCUGUGCCUGUCUCCACAUGAAGCCAUUCCAUGUACAGAAAGAUUGUAAUCAAUGUACACCAUAUGUAUUCAGUAUUCUAAUAUAUAGUCAUUUUCUAAUGGGUGUUCAUAUCAAAGGCAAUGAUUAGUAAUCUGGUUGCUUGUAGCAACUGUGCGAGACUUAGAUGUGUUCUGCAUGAAUUGUAAGUGUUUGAUUUCACGGGUAACUUUUUUUUUUUACUUUGCUGAAACACUGGGUUUUCCUCUAACUUUAUAUGUGCAUGCACAACUUGUGCUUAAAAACAAAUUACCAUGAAGAUAUUAUAAUAAGAUGUGAAUGUUUGAAGUUGUUGACUUGAUGUUUUCUAAACCUUGAUUUGUAAAUUAGAUGCUUUAUUGUAUUUAUUCAUUAUAAAGUCAUUUUAAAAAAAAGGUUGUACUAUGCAAGAACAACUAAAACUUGGAUCAACUUUUGCUAUUUUAACUAUUUUCUCAAUUUGUACAUGUAUAAAAUAUUUUGUUAUGGUAGUACCAAUGGAAUGGAUUUCAGUAAUAUAUUUUAAUUUAUUUCAAAUUUUAUUUAAUAUGAUAUAUUUUAGUUUGCUUGGAUGAAGCAUCCAUCUUAGUAAGUAAUGGUGUAAGACUGUGAUAAUUUUUUUUAAAAACAUGACAGAAUUUUCUAGACUUCCUUUAUCUUGGUUCCAGUGUGUUUGUCGCUUUAAAUCUUUAUAAGAAAAAUAUGGGCUUACACAUAUCAUCUUGGUAGAUAUAAGUUAGUCUAUAAUAUUUUCAGGACUAUGAGAAGUACAUUGUAUUGACUGCAUGUAAAUUUAAUGUAUUAAAAACAAAAUCAUUUACUAAAUAAUUCUUAUAUAUAAAAAGUUUAAAGUAAAUAUUCUCAGACAGAUUGGUCAUCAUUGUUGUCUUCUAAUCAAAUUGAAGUAGUUUUAAUUCCAGAGAAAGUCAUUUUAAUCAUGUAUCUACGAUUGUUACAGGCCAGACUAUGUGUUUUGUUAAAGAUCUGCAAUAAAAUACUAGGAUCAGUA
This is a messenger RNA of Saccostrea cuccullata (small rock oyster), 4025 nucleotides long. RefSeq names its product protein bicaudal D homolog 1-like. The record is from RefSeq and is a predicted model, not a curated record. Bases 117 to 2534 code for a protein of 805 amino acids. Lineage: Eukaryota; Metazoa; Mollusca; Bivalvia; Ostreida; Ostreidae. The transcript is spliced from 4 exons. Gene Ontology annotation, molecular function: cytoskeletal adaptor activity; dynein complex binding.